AUGGGGUUAUGUGAUUUUAUCUAUUGGCAACUGUGGAGGGCAAGGACUAAUAGAAUUUUCAAAACAAAAAUUUGGAGCCCUGAGGAGAUUAUCCAGACAGCGGAGCGUGCUCACCAGGAAUUCUGCGAGGCAAAUCCUACCACCACCAGCAGUAAUCAAGGCCAACCUCUGCCAACUGAUCCUGUUAUCAGCAGGCAUUGGAUCAAACCUCCGGAGAUCACUGUCAAGCUUAAUUCGGACGCUUCUGUUUGCCAGGGUAAGAAUAGAGGAGGAGUUGGAUUCAUUUUCAGAAAUCAUGAAGGGCAAGUCCUCAAAGCGGUUUUUGAGCCAAUGUCUUUCUCUGAUGCCCUUACAGGGGAAGCUGUGGCCCUGCGAGCUGGACUCCUACAUGCUAUCUCUGAAGGUUUUGACCACAUCAUUGCCGAAUCGGAUUGCCUUGAGUUAAUCCGGUGCUGCGAUCAGGGUCAAACCCCUCCUCUCUCUAUCUCACACUUGGCUCAGGAUAUUCGGCAUCUAGCUUCUUACUUUCUUUCCUGUUCUUUUCACUUUGUUACAAGAGACAUCAACACUGUAGCUGAUGCUCUUGCCCGGAGGGCCCUGUCAGUUUCGUUUUCAACCAUCCAAUCUCAAAUCAGCGUAUGGCCUAAGCCCCGAAAUAUUUCAUGGCCCCACCCGCAGGCGACUACCCUCUCUCCCACUUUCACAAUCAUUGUCUCUCCGCCCCUGAACAACCAUCCAUACCUAUCUCCAGCCGUCACUGGCUACCACAGUCUUAUCCUCACCGAAAACUACAACCCCAUUGUAAGCCCAUCUGUCAACUUCACAGCCACCACUCUUCCUCUGCAAUUCCUCACCAUCUCCGUCACCGAUCCAUCGGUGCCGCUGCAACACGGCGUCGACGAAUCCUACACUCUCACCAUCCCGACCAUCGGUUCUUCAGCAAAUCUGACGGCGGCAACAGUUUGGGGUGCCAUGAGAGGACUGGAGACGUUCUCGCAACUGGUAUGGGGAAAUCCACCGCGAGUAGCUACCGGUUUGGACAUCUGGGAUGCACCGCUAUUCGGACAUAGAGGGGUUUUGCUUGAUACGGCGAGGAAUUACUAUGGAGUGGCGGAUAUAUUGAGGACCAUACAAGCGAUGAGCUACAAUAAGCUCAACGUCUUCCAUUGGCACAUCACUGACUCACAAUCCUUUCCAUUAGUGCUGCCUUCACAGCCGGAGCUCGCCGAGAAAGGGUCGUAUGGUCCCGGAAUGCAGUAUUCGCCGGAGGAUGUGAAGAUGAUCGUUGAGUUUGGGCUGGAGAAUGGUGUUAGGGUUAUGCCGGAGAUUGACGCACCAGGGCACACUGGAUCGUGGGCUACAGCUUAUCCAGAGAUUGUAACUUGCGCAAACAUGUUCUGGACAGGACCACCGGGCACUGCAUAUGCCGAUCGUCUCGCAUCUGAACCAGGAACUGGCCAACUUAACCCCUUAAACCCCAUGACCUACCAAGUCCUUAAGAAUGUUAUCCAUGAUGUUGUAGCUUUAUUUCCAGAACCUUUCUAUCAUGGAGGAGCAGAUGAAAUCGUCCCUGGGUGUUGGAAAGCUGAUCCAACCAUCCAAAACUACUUAUCACAAGGUGGAAACCUUAACCAACUUCUACAAAACUUUAUAAACACAACCCUUCCUUACAUUACUUCUCUAAAUCGGACUGUGGUUUAUUGGGAAGAUGUCCUAUUAGAUGCUACCGUGAAUGUAAGUUCCUCAAUUCUUCGUCCUGAGAAAGUAAUUUUGCAGACAUGGAAUAAUGGUCCAAACAAUACCCUCCGUCUUGUCUCCGCUGGGUAUCGAGUCAUCGUGUCGUCGGCGGAUUUCUACUACUUAGAUUGUGGCCAUGGUGGGUGGUUGGGGAAUGAUAGUAGAUAUGAUCUUCAAGUUGGAGACUUACCAGGACAACCGUUUAACUAUGCUGGUGGAAAUGGUGGGUCAUGGUGUGAUCCAUUUAAGACAUGGCAAAGGGUAUAUGAUUAUGAUAUAACUUAUGGAUUGAAUGAGACACAAGGGAAGUUGGUUUUAGGAGGAGAGGUUGCACUUUGGUCAGAACAAGCUGAUUCUACUGUGCUGGAUGGAAAGAUAUGGCCUAGAACUUCAGCUUUGGCUGAAACAAUGUGGUCUGGGAAUAGAGAUGAGACAGGGAAGAAGAGAUAUGCAGAGGCAAUUAAUAGAUUGAAUGAAUGGCGUUAUCGGAUGGUUUAUAGAGGAAUUGGAGCUGAACCAUUGCAGCCCUUGUGGUGUAUAACUCGUCCGGGCAUGUGUAAUCUUGUUCAGUGAUUUUGGAUUACACUUUUUUUUUU
Messenger RNA from Telopea speciosissima, 2333 nucleotides. Its product is annotated as beta-hexosaminidase 2-like. Lineage: Eukaryota; Viridiplantae; Streptophyta; Magnoliopsida; Proteales; Proteaceae. Gene Ontology annotation, biological process: carbohydrate metabolic process; glycosaminoglycan metabolic process. The transcript is spliced from 3 exons. Gene Ontology annotation, molecular function: RNA-DNA hybrid ribonuclease activity; nucleic acid binding; beta-N-acetylhexosaminidase activity. Gene Ontology annotation, cellular component: membrane. The coding region runs from base 1 to 2310 and encodes 769 amino acids. The record is from RefSeq and is a predicted model, not a curated record.